This is a messenger RNA of Rangifer tarandus platyrhynchus (Svalbard reindeer), 393 nucleotides long. The record is from the annotation of a GenBank genome assembly. NCBI's taxonomy places the organism in Eukaryota, Metazoa, Chordata, Mammalia, Artiodactyla, Cervidae.
AUGGAAGUUGUUCCGCGUGCAAGAACCAGUCACGUCACAGGUCGCUUUGGUGGAAUAAAAGAAACACCAAACGGUCAUCUCAGCUGGGGCUGCCCUGGUGGCGCAGCUGGUAAGGAAUCCGCCCGCAAUGCGGGAGACCUGGGCUCCGUCCCUGGGUUGGGAAGAUCCCCUGGAGAAGGGAAAGGCUGCCCACUCCAGUAUUCCAGCCGGGAGAAUUGCAUGGACUAUGUGGUCUACGGGAUCGCAAAGAGUCGGACACGACUGAGCGACUUUCACUUCACUUCACUUCAUUUCGUCUCAGCUGACACGGAAAAAGCAACACUCUUUCACAAUUUAAAAAAAAAACAACAAAACUCACCAAAUUUGGAAUGGAAGGAAACUUCUUCAAUCUGA